GUGGUGGUGGUAGUGGUGGUUGUGGGGGGCGGCCUCUAAGACGCGAGACCACCACCCCCGGGAUGGCUGCGCUCAGGGGACCCCCAUCCCCUAAGUCAGCCUGUAUUUGGGGGGACCAGUGCGGGCGUGGAAUCGGGAGGUGUCCGCACAAAAGGCCGAGAGCAACUCUGCGUCGCCUCCCCUCCCUCCUGCCUUCCCCGCCCCCCUCCCCUCGCCCUCUCCCUCCUCAUUCAAACCCCCGGCUCGCUCGUGUGGUGUCAGUUCAGUCCCGGCCGCCGCCGAGCGAGGAAAUGGCCGAGGAGCCGGAGCCGCAGGCUUUGGAAAUCCCUUGACUCUAGUUGCUGGAAUUGACUUCUUGCUCAGCUGAAUCACUCAAUGGAGACCAAGAAAACUAAUGCUUUGUGCUGAGUCAUAUUUGAAUCAAAGCAUUGUGUACAUGUGUUGGAACUGUCUGCCUUGUUUAUGGGAAGAACCACUGAUAGUUUCCCUCACUGAGCUUCCCAAGGCAUUAGGAGAGAAUAUAUACUUUCUUUUGAACUUUUAUAACAGAUAUUUUCUCUAGUUUUUGAAGUCCAGGACAACUGGAGGUGUGAAUGAUAAGUCUUACAAAGUGGCCUUAUUCCAAUUCCAUAAAUUCCUCAACCAGAUUCUUAUUUUAUAUGCAAUCCUAACACGACAGGAAACAUGCCAACUCAGUCACUCUUAGUGUACAUGGAUGGACCAGAAGUUAUUGGCAAUACUCUUGCCACCCAAAUGGAGAUAGAUGAUGUGUCAAUGAAAGGGACCCUUGCAGUUCCUUUCAGAGCCACUCCAGAGAGAAGUAUCAUUCAAAUGGAAGGACACAUACCCUUGGACUGCAUGUUUUGUAAUCAGACCUUCACACAUUCAGAAGACCUUAAUAAACAUGUUUUAAUGCAGCAUCGACCUAUUCUUUGUGAACCAGCAGUUUUGCGUGUAGAAGCAGAGUAUCUGAGUCCUCUUGAUAAAAGCCAAGGGAGAAUAGAACCUCCAAAAGAUAAGAAUUGCAAGGAAAAUGAAGACUUUAGCUGUGAAGUGUGUGGGCAGACAUUUCGAGUGGCUUUUGAUGUUGAGAUCCACAUGAAGAAGCAUAAGGACUCCUUCACUUACGGGUGCAACGUGUGUGGGAGAAGAUUCAAAGAGCCCUGGUUUCUUAAAAAUCACAUGCGAACACAUACUGGCAAAUCAGGAGCCAAGAGCAAACUGCAGCAAGGCUUGGAGAGUCCAGUCACAAUCAAUGAGGUGGUGCAGGAGCAUGCAGCUGAGAGUAUCUCGUCUCCUUACAAAAUCUGCAUGGUUUGUGGCUUCCUAUUUCCAAAUAAAGAAAGCCUGAUUGAACACAGGAAGAUGCAUACCAAAGAAACUCUUUCCGGUCCCAACAAUACACAAGCAGCCUCUGAGCAGAAAGGAAUGUCAUCUCCAGGGCAAGAGUUCCUGCAGUUUUUGAACUUAAAACCCAAAUUACACCCUGAAACUGGGAAGAAGCCCACCAAAUGGAUACCUCAGCUCGAUCCUUUCACCACCUACCAGGCCUGGCAGCUAGCCACCAAAGGAAAAGUGGCUGUGUGUCGAGAAGUGAAGGAGCAGCCUGGGCAGGAAGGAAGCACGGACAACGAUGAUUCCAGCUCUGAAAAAGAAGAGCUUGUUGAAAUUUGGCACACCAGCAAAAGCGUUCCUGAAGGUUCUGGAAAAUCCAAAACAAGUAGAAGUGGUUGUGCAGGACUCUCUCAAGAGAAAGAGAAACCCCGACACUCCAGUGGUGAAGUGCCUUCUAUGGACACGGAUCCUAAGUUGUCCAGCAACAAAGAGAAACCCACACACUGCUCUGAGUGUGGCAAGGCCUUUCGCACCUAUCACCAGUUGGUAUUGCACUCCCGGGUGCACAAGAAGGACAGGAGGGUGGAUGCUGAGUCCCCAACCAUGUCUGUGGACGGGAGGCAGCCUAGGACGUGCUCCCCCCCAGAAUUGACUGUCUCUCUGGAUGAAAACGGAGCCAUUGAUCGAGAAGGUGGUUCUGAAGAUGGAUCCGAGGAUGGACUUUCAGAAGGGCUCCAUCUGGAUAAAAAUGAUGAUGGAGGAAAAAUAAAACAUCUUACAUCCUCCAGAGAAUGUAGUUAUUGUGGAAAGUUUUUCCGUUCAAAUUAUUACCUCAAUAUUCAUCUCAGAACACAUACAGGUGAAAAACCAUACAAAUGUGAAUUUUGUGACUAUGCAGCGGCCCAGAAGACUUCUCUGCGGUAUCACUUGGAGCGGCAUCACAAGGACAAGCAGAUUGAUGCUGCAGCAGAAGUCAAGAGUGACACGAAAUACCAGGAGGCUGAAGAUGCAUUACUCCUCACCGAUGGUGCACAAACCAAAAAUAUGAAAAGAUUUCUCGAAGGUGCCAAAGAUGUUAAAGGCAGUCCACCUGCAAAGCAAUUGAAGGGAAUGGCUUCUGCCUUCCAGAAUGUUCUGGGCAGCACUGUCCUUUCUCCAUUACACAAAGAUACUCAGGAUUUAAAUAAAAAUGCAACAAGUGACAGUGCUGAUAAGGUGAACAAAAUUCCUGCCCCUGCUUAUUUGGACAUGCUCAAGAAGAGAGCAGCAGUUGAUCCUCAGGCCAUUCACCUCACCUGCAGAACAGAAUUGGAUGUGACUUCUCACCCAGAGAAUAGCACUGUCAUUCAGAAUACAGAAGUUGGUCACAAAGAGAAGAAAGUGGAAGGUGCAGCUGAUUGCAAAUUAAAAGCAAGUGUGGCCUGUCAAGAAAAACCUUUAAAUCUCUCUCUUGGGACUCUUCACAGUUGCCCAGCAAUUUCUUUGAGUAAGAGUUUAAUCCCAAGCAUCACCUGCCCAUUCUGUAACUUGAAGACAUUUUACCCUGAAGUUUUAAUGAUGCAUCAGAGGCUGGAGCAUAAAUACAACCCUGACAUCCAUAAAAACUGCAGGGGCAAGUCUUUGCUUAGGGGUCGGCGUACCGGCUGCCCACCUGCUUUACUGGGGAAGGAUGUGUCUCCCUUGUUUAACGUUCUUAAACCCAAGCUCAAGCCAUCUUUUCCAGCCCAGUCCAAAUCUGUACCAUCAGAGAAAGUGAAACCUAGUCCUUCUGGGGCAGGCAAAGUCCCCCCAACUUCAGGAGUGGACCCCAGCACUUUAGCACCAAGUAACCUGAAGUCCCAUAGGCCACAGCAGAGCAUCAGGGCCCAGGGAGUCCAGGGGACUGCAACUGCCAGGCAGCAGCAAUCUGAGAUGUUCUUAAAAACUAGCACCUCUUUGGUCCCCGAUAAAGCAAAAAGGUCCGAAACCAAAUUGAAACCUUCAUCAGCAGCGCCUUCGCAGUCAACCUUGGGCAACAGUCAUGCCAACGGCUUCGUUGAUUACCCUCUGAAGCAUGAAGGCCCCUGGGCUCAAGGAGGAGACUAUUUUUGUAAUCGAGGCGUGGGUAGUGCCACUGCAGAGUUAAGUGAGCCACUUACUAAGAGGCCCAAGGCCAAUACAGUGGCCUCUGAGGGAGACCAGCCAGGACCAAACUACAGAAGAAGCUUUGACCACCUCCCCAAAUACCAAGUUGUCCGAGGGAUCACGUCACUGUUGCCCCAGGACUGUGUAUGCCCAUCUCCGGCCAUGCUGUCCCCCAAACCAAGAUUCCUGGGUUCCAGUGAAGUGGAUCCCCCUACUGUGCUGACUGUCCAAAAGCCGUACAGUGCCCCAGGGCCACUCUACACGUGUGGACCCUCUGGAAGCCAUGGAGCUGGUGCCGCACUGGAAGGAAAACGACCAGUGGCAUAUCAACAUUUAUCUAGCAAUAUGCUACAGAAGAGAAAUUACGAGAAUUUCGUUGGAAAUACACAUUUUCGACCAAAUGACAAAAAAACAUGAUUUUCUGUUUUGGGAAAGGAAGGUCUUGAUGGAUAUAAUUGUGUACUCUUCACGCAGUUAAAUUGGUUCAUCCCGAGAAAAACAAAUGGUGAAAGCUACUGAAAUAAGCUGUGAUUGUACUGUACAUACAACAUAGAAGGAACACUACAGUUUUGUAAUGUUGUUCUGUUAACUUUUGUACCAAAUAGCAAUAAAAACUAUAGUUGGAACAGUUGGGUUAUAUACAAGUGGAGACUGAUGAUCUCUAUUUUGUCCCUGAAUAAUAUUUUUUUUUUUAGAAUUGACCAAAUAAGAAGUGGUUUUUUUUUUUUUUUUUUUUUGCAUACUUGAGCGCUGCUGAAAAGGAAUCAUUUGGGUUGGGGGGGGUGGGGAGAAGAACGUAUAUAAUGCUUGCACCUCAGGUAAAGAAUCUGUAAAUAUAAAAGUUGUAAACCUGCUUGUUUAAAUCCUGUGUGUAUUCUUUUUCUCUAUUUGUAGCUCAUUCUCAAUUUUGAGCAGUUUCUACUAUUAAUAUUUGUGCUCCUUCAUUUAAAAUGUAUGUUUUAAAAAUAUUCGCAAUGAUUUGUAUUAUGUUAAAUCCUCCAGUCUAUUGUUGUCUUAACAAAAUUGUUAACAUAAGUAUUGACCCUCUCUGAAUAUGUGCUGCAUAUAGUAAGGCCAGCCAAUCUGAAUUUGGUGCCCUUUUAUUGCAAAUUUCAACAUGUCGAUGAGGAAGUCUGAAUCUACUGUCCUUUUAUGAGUAAGGAAGGCGGUUUGUGGGAUUUCUAGGUGUGUAUGUCUAUAUACAAGCAUUUCAACCAAAUAUCCAGUAAAUAUACCAAAUUAUAUGUGGAGUUACUUGAAUUUGUUUUCUAUCAAAGUAAUCAUUUUUUUGUUGGAAAAUUCAGUUUUUGGGGCAGCUGCUUAAAUUAGGGAAAAUAUAAAUGCUAAAUGAUACAUGUGAUUUGCAUAUAUUGGAAGCAAUUUUAAAGGAAAUGAAAGUUUCAAUGUAAUUUUCGGUUUGUCUUUGGAAGUCUCAGUGUGUCUGGUAUUUGAGUUAGCUGAACAUAUUUCUGUUAUGUUCACUACAGACACAUUAGUAAAGAAUUACCCACUAAACUUGCUGGCAAUCGGGGAAGAGGUUGUCUGUGUCUAGACUUCAGUUACCUUCCCAUUUUUGGUUGUUCUGAAGCAGCAACAUUUUUCUUAGUGCACAUGCAAUUUCAGUUUUAAAGAGGAUAGCCACCAGCUGGCUUAUUUGAUGUUUUAAACUUCUGUUCCCUUGAAGUGCUGACCAGGGCUGAGUUUAUUCAGCCAAGCACGAGUCAAGCAGCCACAACGUAUUUUACUAAGAAAACUGUUUCAACAAUAAAUUUGCACUGUUAAUUUUUCCUGCCCUCCUCUCCUCUAUAGAGCUAUGGGUAAAGUGUAAAGAAUCCCCCCCCCUUUUUUUUUUUCCCCAUUAUGCAACAUGAAGCAUACUUGAUAAAGAAGUUUUUACCUCCUGUAUUAAGAGGGAGACCUAAUUUGAGAUCAGUCUUCUGGCAUUGCAAUGAAGUGCUUUGUAUCAGGAAAGUGUACACUAUUGACUGUUCUUCCUGUUCACAAACUGAGCCAUAUGUACAUAAUCUAGAUUUUUGUUUUUUCAUAGUUUUGCACUUUUAUAGCCUAUUUUUGAAGAUUAACACAUUUUUGCAAGAUGAUUGACUUGAUCUUUGCCUAAUCCAAUGAGUGUUACAGAGAGCUUGCUGUGACUAUAAAUGUAAAUCUUAAAAAGGGGGUAUGUGAUAAUAGAGGGCUGAAAUUUAAACCUUGUAUUUUUUAUUAAAAAAAUCACCAAAUCUAUUUGAAAACAAGUCAGUUUGUGUUAUGCUGAAAUUUUGGGGGGCUUUCAGAUUUUUCCUUUCCAACCACAUUUCUGAGUGCAUAAAAAUACCAGUUUUUUCACAGCCCUUUACUCUUAUUUUUUUCCUUUUUGUCCAUCAGUAUUAACUAUUGGGAUACUACUGGUUUUGUAUGUUUUUUUCCUUGAGACAACAGUACAAUAGAGGUACAACCCGCUGGAUUUUUGUUUAUGUAUUUAUUGCAUUCCAGUUUGAUUAUUUUAAUUGUUGAUACUUAAGUUGUCAAACAAUAGGCAAUACUUGUUUUAUUUAUGAUAUAUUUCAGCUUAAAGUUAUGUUAUUAUAUGUGGAUGUAAAUAUAGAUUUGGUGUUUUGCAAUUUUGGGUUUUGGUCUUUAUUGUGUUCCUUGUUUCUGGUUUUAUUAUUUUUUUAUUUAACCUUGUAUGAAUACAGUUUUAAAAA
Molecule: messenger RNA, 6161 nt
Organism: Erinaceus europaeus (western European hedgehog)
Lineage: Eukaryota; Metazoa; Chordata; Mammalia; Eulipotyphla; Erinaceidae
Gene: ZNF217
Product: zinc finger protein 217
Exons: 6
Coding region: 685-3876 (1063 amino acids)
Biological process (GO): regulation of DNA-templated transcription
Cellular component (GO): nucleus
Molecular function (GO): RNA polymerase II cis-regulatory region sequence-specific DNA binding; DNA-binding transcription factor activity, RNA polymerase II-specific
Source: RefSeq, a predicted model, not a curated record